This is a messenger RNA of Aspergillus nomiae NRRL 13137, 1638 nucleotides long. Its product is annotated as putative poly(ADP)-ribose polymerase PARP. The record is from RefSeq and is a predicted model, not a curated record. Lineage: Eukaryota; Fungi; Ascomycota; Eurotiomycetes; Eurotiales; Aspergillaceae. The transcript has 5 exons. Bases 1 to 1638 code for a protein of 545 amino acids. Gene Ontology annotation, molecular function: NAD+ poly-ADP-ribosyltransferase activity.
AUGCUAUUUUGGGUUACAGCGGAUGUGAAGAAGCUCGUGGAAGGUCAGGGUGCAAAAUUCAGCACUACCGUGACAGGUGACUGCACACAUCUGGUGACCAGCCAGAGAGAGGUGGAUAACAACAAUUCCAAAUGCUUUUCAGUGUACAUUGACCCAGCAGGGCUGAUUUGGGAUGCCACUCUCAACCAGACUGUUUCUGCCAAUAACGCCAACAAAUUCUACCGCAUCCAACUGUUGGUUGACAGGUCUGGAACUAACUUCAAAGCCUGGACCCGAUGGGGCCGAGUGGGCGAGUCUGGCCAACAUAGUCUUCUGGGAGGUGGUGAUCUUUCUGAGGCACAGAUUCAUUUCCAAAAGAAAUUCAAAGACAAAUCGGGUCUAUCCUGGGAUAACAGACUGGACCCCCCAAAGAAGGGCAAAUACACUUUCAUCGAGCGCAACUACGAAGAGGACUCUGAUGAAGAAAACGAUGAAGAUCAGGGCACAGCGAAAAAGAGCGACGAAGAGAAGCCAACCGUGAAGAGUGAGCUGCCUGACGAGGUCCAGGAUCUCAUGUCUUUCAUUUUCAAUCCGAACCAUUUCAUGAAUACAAUGGCUUCUAUGGACUACGACGCUAAGAAGUUGCCACUUGGAAAGCUGAGUAAGGGAACUCUGAGGCGGGGUUUCUUGAAGCUGAAGGAACUCUCCGAGCUCAUCGCGGAUCCCAAUCUGGCAGCCACUGAAUAUGGCACAUCCUUCAAUGCAGCUGCGGAGGACCUCAGCAACCAAUACUUUACUACUAUCCCUCACGUGUUCGGUCGUAACCGACCUCCCGUGUUGAAUUCCGACCAGCAUAUUAAAAAGGAGAUUGAGCUUCUUGAGGCCUUGACAGAUAUGGAAGUUGCAAACGGUAUCAUGAAAGAGUCGAAGGAUGCCGACACGAUCCACCAGUUGGACCGUCAGUUCCAGAGCUUAAAAUUGCAAGAGAUGACUCCUUUGGACCACUCUUCUACUGAAUUCAUUGAGCUGGAGAAUUACCUCAACCAGUCGCGCGCCUCUACUCAUCAUUUCCGCUAUAACGUCGUCAAUAUUUUCCGCAUUGAGCGUGAUGGUGAAAAUGAUCGAUUCCAUUCUUCCCAAUAUGGGAAAAUCAAGAACAGCGACCGCCGUCUCUUGUGGCAUGGAUCCCGUAGCACUAAUUUCGGUGGUAUCUUGAGCCAAGGUCUGCGCAUUGCGCCGCCAGAAGCCCCUGUGAGCGGAUACAUGUUUGGCAAAGGUGUCUACUUCGCGGACAUGUCCAGCAAAUCCGCCAACUACUGCUGCUCCUACAACAGCGGUGGUAUGGCUUUACUUCUGCUUUGCGAUGUUGAACUCGGAGACCCCAUGCUUGAAUUGGACCACAGCAACUACAAUGCUGGGGAAGAUGCCAAAAAGGGCGGCAAGAUUGCGACUCUCGGUAAGGGUAGAACUGUCCCGGCAGCUUGGAAGGAUGCUGGGAGUGUCAAUUCGCAGCUGCAAGGGGUGAGAAUGCCGGAUGUCUCUGCCUCAUCGAAGAGCGCCAACGCCCAGUCACUGAUGUACAACGAAUACAUUGUGUACGACGUCGCUCAGAUCCGCCAGAAUGUUCUUAAGCGGGAGUUUGGAGGUUAUGCUCUUUAA